This is a messenger RNA of Oncorhynchus kisutch (coho salmon), 3384 nucleotides long. RefSeq names its product ADP-ribosylation factor-like protein 13B. Gene Ontology annotation, molecular function: GTPase activity; GTP binding. The record is from RefSeq and is a predicted model, not a curated record. NCBI's taxonomy places the organism in Eukaryota, Metazoa, Chordata, Actinopteri, Salmoniformes, Salmonidae. The transcript has 10 exons. The coding region runs from base 718 to 1935 and encodes 405 amino acids. Gene Ontology annotation, biological process: non-motile cilium assembly; receptor localization to non-motile cilium. Gene Ontology annotation, cellular component: non-motile cilium; motile cilium; ciliary membrane.
CGUCCCCCCACGGCUCUUGUAGCCAUAGCAGCCGAACACGACAACGGUCGUAAACACACAAAAAAAACGGAUACCAGAAAUAUUUUUCUCACUGAAGAGAUCUUGUUGUUUUGUUUUACCUGACAACGCCAGCUGUACGUAAAACUAGCUAAGGUCGCUAGCAGCGCCUAAAUUGUAUGCUAACUAGUUUCUCUAACUAACGUUAGCUAGCUGCAUUGUAUUGCUAGCUAGGUUAGCUUAGCUUGUUAACAUUGUCUAGCCGCUAUCUUUUGCAGUUUGUGAAAAAUACUAAACAUAAUAGUUAAUAAUAAUAGUUUGCUAGUGUAGUUUAGCAAGGAAACUUAACUGCUAAUGUUAUUAGCUAGUUCUAGCUAACGUUACAAGCUGGCCAAUAUUUUAUAUUGCUUUUAAAUAGUUAGGAAUUUAAAAAAAUCGUAUUAACACUUUGUUCUAGCUAGCUAAUUUGUGUAGGUAGAUAAAGUAAACAAAAUGAUAUAGUUAGAGAAACAGCAAGUACACUCACUAGUACUAGCUGUGGCUAGUGUUUUUAGUUUGACAAUCCGACGAUGUCAAAGAAUGCCACUUUUAUUGGCCCCUAGGCCUAACUCAUGCAGCUGUAUGGUGAUAAUGAGCUGAAAUGCCGAAUAGAGGCAUUUGAUCCAUUCAGAAUCGCUGCUACAUGAAUCUUUUCCGACAAUUAUCUGAGUUUGGACAGCAAUGUUUAGUCUGAUGGCGAAUUGUUGCAACUGGUUGAAACGCUGGCGGCAGCCCGCAAGGAAAAUAACACUGGUGAUGGUUGGACUUGACAACGCUGGGAAGACUGCUACAGUACGCGGGAUCCAGGGAGAGAGCCCAGAGGACGUGGCCCCUACGGUAGGGUUCUCCAAGGUGGAUCUGAAGCAGGGGAAGUUUGAGGUCACCAUCUUUGACCUGGGCGGAGGGAAGAGGAUCAGGGGCAUCUGGAAGAACUACUACAGCGAGUCGUACGGGGUGGUGUUCGUGGUGGACUCCAGUGAUGUUCAGAGGAUCCAGGAGACCAGGGACACCAUGGCUGAGGUCCUCCGACACCCUCGCAUCUCUGGGAAACCUGUCCUAGUAUUGGCUAACAAGCAGGAUCGGGACGGGGCAUUGGCUGAGGCAGACAUCAUUGAGAACCUGUCAUUGGAGAAGCUAGUGAACGAGAACAAGUGUCUCUGUCAGAUCGAGCCGUGUUCUGCUGUUCUGGGCUACGGUAAGAAGGGGGACAAGUCCAUCAGGAACGGACUCAACUGGCUGCUGAACAACAUCGCUAAAGACUACGAAGCCAUCUCUGAACGCGUCCGGAAGGACACGGCCGAACAGAGGGCUCAGGAGGAACAGGAGAAGAGAGAGAGACAGGAGAGAGUACGGAGGAUACGGGAGGAGAGAGACCGUCAGGAGAAAGAGGAGGCGGAGAGGGAGGGUCGGACACUGCAUGAGGAGGAGGAGACCGACGACGCCGCCGUACACAGCCCCUUCCAGCCAAUCGGCAACGUCAUCAAUGAGAAUGAAGACAAGCUGAAGAAGAGACCGACAGGAGGGCAGGUGGGUGGUGCCAACGAUUCUAGAAAAGGAGGGCAGGAAGAGGAGGAGGAGGAGGAGGAGGAAGAGGACAGCGAGAGACAGACUCCAGAGAGCGGUGCAGCCUCAGUGGAGCGGACGAAGAAGAAGACGAGUAAACUGAGAUUGAAGAGGAAACACAGAGUGGACCCUCUGAGGACGGAGGAGACAGCAGCCCCCGAGAGCCCCAUACCUCCACCACUACCUGUGGGAUGGGCUACUCCCAAAAUGUCUAGGCUUCCCAAGCUGGAGCCUCUUGGCGAUAGGAGCCGAUCCGAGUUCUUCGGCAAGCCCCUCCCUCCCGUGGCCAACCGUCAACAACAACCUAACAGCGACACUCAUGAUGUCAUAUCCUAGCCCCUCCCCUCCACCCAGGCUCCUCCUUCCUUACCUGAUUGGUUUAUCCAUCCCCAAGCCCCACCUUUAAUUCAAACCCCCCCCCCCCAAAAAAAAUGACAGUUUCUUUGGUUUCUUUUCAAAGUACGUGCUGUGUAGAGGUCUACAGACUCCACCACCAGCCGAGAUGAUGCUCCCAAGACCAAUGAACUACCGCCAACGUCGGCCCCGAGCUCACAGGACUACGAUGGUGGAGCGGACUGUCCAACCCUGGAGAGAGACUGGGUGGGCCCUGGAGAGAGAGGGAGGGUGACUGGGUGGGCCCUGGAGAAAGAGGGAGGAUGACUGGGUGGGCCCUGGAGAGAGAGGGAGGGUGACUGGGUGGGCCCUGGAGAGAGAGGGAGGGUGACUGGGUGGGCCCUGGAGAGAGAGGGAGGGUGACUGGGUGGGCCCUGGAGAGAGAGGGAGGGUGCCUGGGUGGGCCCUGGAGAGAGAGACUGGGUGGGGAUGACUGGGUGGGCCCUGGAGAGAGAGGGAGGAUGACUGGGUGGGCCCUGGAGAGAGACUGGGUGGGGAUGACUAGGUGGGCCCUGGAGAGAGACUGGGUGGGGAUGACUGGGUGGGCCCUGGAGAGAGACGGAGGAUGACUGGGUGGGCCCUGGAGAGAGACUGGGUGGGGAUGACUGGGUGGGCCCUGAGAGAGAGACUGGGUGGGCCCUGAGAGAGAGACUGGGUGUGGAUGACUGGGUGGGCCCUGAGAGAAAGACUGGGUGGGGAUGACUGGAGAGAGAGGGAGGAUGACUGGGUGGGCCCUGAGAGAGAGACUGGGUGGGCCCUGAGAGAGAGACUGGGUGGGGAUGACUGGGUGGGCCCUGAGAGAGAGACUGGGUGGGCCCUGAGAGAGAGACUGGGUGGGCCCUGAGAGAGAGACUGGGUGGGCCCUGGAGAGAGACUGGGUGGGGAUGACUAGGUGGGCCCUGGAGACAGACAGAGGAUGACUAGGUGGGCCCUGGAGAGAGACUGGGUGGGCCCUGGAGAGAGACUGGGUGGGGAUGACUGGGUGAGCCCUGGAGAGAGACUGGGUGGGCCCUGGAGAGAGACUGGGUGGGGAUGACUAGGUGGGCCCUGGAGAGAGACUGGGUGGGCCCUGGAGAGAGACUGGGUGGGGAUGACUGGGUGGGCCCUGGAGAGAGGGAGGAUGACUAGGUGGGCCCUGGAGAGAGACUGGGUGGGCCCUGGAGAGAGACUGGGUGGGGAUGACUAGGUGGGCCCUGGAGAGAGAGACCGAGUCAUAUUCAUUAAGCACCAAACAAACAAACAGGGAAAGUGACCGAUGGUAAAACGCUUGUUUCCGUUGUGUGUUGCAAAACGUUUUAGUACGACGUGUCCUAAUGAAUAGGACCAUGUUGAAGAACACAGCAUUGUGUUAAACACAGACUGAGAAAUAAAUGCAUAUUGAUAUGGACUUUA